CCAGAGAGGCAGCCGAUGUUAGGAUUUGGGCUUAGCGCUGCGGUCGCCCUCCAGCCAGUACUCCUCAGUCUGCAUCUCAGUGAGUCUGGAAACGGUCCUCUGGAAGGCAAACAUCUCCUCUUCUCCGCUGAAGAUGGACAAACUGCUGGCUUCUUCCUGUGAUGAACACAAUCCCGUGGUAAAAGUUUACAAUGGCGACUUUUAAGAAAAACCUUCCCCUACUCUUUUCAGUCCCAGGUCGUCCAUGAGGAUGUGGCUCUCGUUGUGAUCGUGGUGGUCUCCCUCGUGGACAAAAAGCUCUUCCAGCGGGUGGUCUGCCAGGAGCACCACACGCACCUGAACAACACAAACCAUCAAAAUCUCACAUUCAGUCGUUGUGCUCAGGAGGUGCUGGAGAUGACCUUGUGGUCGUAGAGGGCGUCCACAAGCGUGAUGAGUCGCCUGGCUUGAGUCUUCUUGUUGAGCGUCAGGAGCGGAAUGUGGCGGAUGAAGACGGUGUCAAACAGAUGGGACAUCUCCAGGGGGUCUAUUGGACGUUGCUACGACGACAACGCCGUUCAGGAAGAGAUUCUCAAAGAGCUGCUUGAGGAUCAUGGCGUCGGCGAUGUCUGUGACCUGGGAUAUAACAUCAGCACACACGGACGGUCUUGGAUUGGAACCCCCACAAAUGAUGUUUACAUUCGUCCUAUGUUGGUGGGGUCAAGUCAAGCAACAGAGGAUGAAGUUGGAGCUCCAGUUUGCUAGGGAGACUUCCACACUUCUUCCUAAGGGUGCCCUCCCGAAUCAGCCCGCUGUAGUGGUCCAGGGGGCCGCUGAAGCUGGCGGCGGUCACCACGCUCGUCUCCACCUCCGCCGCCGCAUGUCGGGCGUCCACGGCGUAGCCUUCGUGUCGACAGCAACAACGCAACGAGCGUUCCAGCGGAAUCCGCCUUGCUGCGCCGCCGAAGGGAAAUAGGAGCGAGGGGUCCAUCCGUGUCGGGGGGCUCCAAAUGAGUGUACCUGCGGCGUCGGCGCAGAAAGCAGACGACAACAACGUUGAGAUGCAAUCAGCUGCAGUGGCGCCCUCCUCCUUCAUGCCCGGUCAAUCGGGCAAGAUUCCCGGCAGGAAGAGAGGGAGACCCCCGCUCCGCAACGUCGCCAAGAUGGAUUUUCCCAGCCGCUAUCCCGACUCGCUCCCUCCGCUCAAAGUGCCCAAGAAAAGAGGGAGAAAGCCGGGCUUCAAGCUGAAACCCAGGAUGGUGAUGACGCCGCUAGCCAUCUCCCCGCCCAGCAGCACCCCCGAGCCCGACAUGAGCUCCAUUCCUCAGGACGCCGCCACCGUCCCCCACUCGGCCACGCCCCAGGUGCUCACAGUGUGCAUCUACAUCAACAAGCAAGCCAACGCCGGCCCCAACCUGGACAGGAAGAAGAUCCAGCAGCUGCCCGGCCACUUUGGCCCCGACAGGCCCUCGGUGGUGUUGCAGCAGGCCGUCCAAGGCUGCAUCGACAGCGCCUUCCAGCAGAAGACCGUCUUUGCGUUGCUCACGCAGGGCUACGGUGGCGAGAAAAUUUCAGCCACGUUCGACGGCAAGCAGCACCUUCUCAGCCUCCCCGUGGUCAACAGCAUCGACUACGUGCUGCGCUUCCUCAAGAAGCUGUGCCGCAGCCUGCACUGCGAAAACCUCUUCAGCGACCAGCCCAUCAGCCAGCGAGCCUACCAGUCCGACGCUGAAACAUCACGGGUGGACGACUACCACCACGAGCAGCCAGACGGGAAACGCUACACGGUGGACCCCGGGGAGUCUGCUUUCAGCUCCAUAAGCUCCUCCUACUCGCCCAAGUCCUCCUACGGCUUCCGUUCUUCACAGCAGUUCCCCAACGCUUCGGCCACCAUCAGCGCGUGCAGGCAGUCGGCCGCCAGCCCCGACGCCUUCCCCGAGAGCAACAGGACAGAGUCCCAGGAGUCCAAGGCCCCACCCGGUAAGGACCCGUCCUCGUGGACCGUGGACGACGUGGUCUGGUUCAUCAAGGAUGCCGACCCCCACGCCCUGGGCCCUCACGCCGACGUCUUCAGGAAACACGAAAUCGACGGGAACGCGUUGCUGCUCCUGAAGAGCGACAUGAUGAUGAAGUACCUGGGCCUGAAGCUGGGCCCCGCCCUCAAGCUCUGCUUCCACAUCGACAAGCUCAAGCAGAGCAAGUUCUAGAAGGUGGGAAGGUUGGAGUAUCUGAAGAAGAAGCAUCGCACCUUCUUACUUUCACUUUCUUUCCCGGACUCCUUCGGCUUCCUUCCAGUCCAAAACAAAACAUCUCCACUGGCGGUUCACAAAGAUUUUACACAGACAGAGACUGCGCUCGCACAUCUUUACGCCCUCUAAGCUAUGGUACGGAACACGUAGUAUUUCUCAUAAUACUUUCACUUUAUUUUUGGAAAAUGAAAUUUAUUGUUGUAAAUUUUCCUUAUAAGACUUUUCCGCCAUUCUCCCAAAAAGUCCAACUUUAUUUCUUUCUCAUAUUACAAGUUUUCAAAAAGCACUUUUUUGCAUUUUAUCUAUUUUUCAAUUUCUAAAAUAAUAUUUCAACUCUAUCCGACUAAAGCCAAAUUAUUUUUCCUUGUAUUACGAAGAUAUGCUCGGAAAACUGACCUUUUUUUCUCAUUCGAAUCCAACUUGUACAACUUUAGUCAUUGUUUGGCUCGUUUUUCAUAAUAUUAUGAUUUUUUUUAUGGGUGAUCUACUUUCCACAACUAAAAUGGCGUCAUUAUAGUACAUCAUUUUUGUACAAUGAUACUUUUUUUUUUAAUUUCAAUUUUUUCCCUUCAUAUUUUGCCUUCAUUCUGGUAAAAUGACUGAUCCUUCAGUUUUUGCAUUUUUUUUUUUAACUUGUAAAAAUAAUAUUUUGGGAAAGUUGCUCCUUAAGUGUAGCAACAAAGUGGCUAAGGUGCCGAAAGCGAUCCCUCCAACCACGUCUUCUUCUUCCCUGGCGUAGCAGACCUGCUGCGUUGUGACACGUUCAUGAGCAAGAGCCAACACAAUGCAUUUGUGGCGGUCCAAAUGUAUUUAAUAAUAAGUCAAGGAAUAUAGGGGAACACUGCUAAAGCGUAUCAUAUUACCUACAAUACAUAUUGCUUUCCAUAACACAUUAAUAACACAACAUCCACCGUUAUUCUUUCUAUAGGCUCUUUAAAAAUCACAGCAAAUCAUCUUUUAUAUGUCUUUUUGUCUAAUAAAAAAUAAUAAUCACUUGCUAAGUGAAUGCUGCUGUCAUGAAAAGCAUUCCCGUGGUUUUCUUUCUGAAAAUGAUUCAUGCUGACAAGUGCAGAUGCAAAACGUAUACAGUAUUUACAUUUGUUUAUUAUACAGUAUUUACAUUUGUUUAUGAUACAGUAUUUACAUUUGUUUAUUAUACAGUAUUUACAUUUGUUUAUUAUGCAGUAUUUACAUUUGUUUAUGAUACAGUAUUUACAUUUGUUUGUUUGCUGUGGUGUCCAGCAGGACCAUAUCUUGUG
Doryrhamphus excisus (bluestripe pipefish) is the source of this 3487-nucleotide messenger RNA. The record is from RefSeq and is a predicted model, not a curated record. Lineage: Eukaryota; Metazoa; Chordata; Actinopteri; Syngnathiformes; Syngnathidae.